Molecule: messenger RNA, 600 nt
Organism: Nicrophorus vespilloides
Lineage: Eukaryota; Metazoa; Arthropoda; Insecta; Coleoptera; Silphidae
Gene: RpL14
Product: 60S ribosomal protein L14
Exons: 3
Biological process (GO): ribosomal large subunit biogenesis; translation
Cellular component (GO): cytosolic large ribosomal subunit; ribosome
Molecular function (GO): RNA binding; structural constituent of ribosome
Source: RefSeq, a predicted model, not a curated record
GGUUCUGUUCUCAUCAAUGUUUUCCUCUGUUUACAGCCUUUCAGCAGAUUUGUCGAAACGGGCCGUAUCGCCCUCGUCGCCGAUGGCGAAUACAAAAACAAAUUGGUCGCUAUCGUUGACGUUAUUGACCAAACCAGGGUCUUGGUUGAUGGACCAGCAACCGGUGUCCCACGUUGCGCCAUCAGGUUGAAGCAGAUCCACUUGACCAAGCUGACAAUCAAAUUCCCAUUCAACGCCAGCACAAAAAUUGUACAGAAGGCUUGGGAAGAUGCUAAAGUGACCGAGAAGUUUGGCACCACUGGAUGGGCCAACAAUUUGCAAAAGGAUGUUUUGCGUAACUCGAUGACCGACUUCGACCGCUUCAGGUUGGGAGUUGCCAGGUCUGCUAGGAACAAGUUGAGGACUCGCGCUUACUGCAUCUUGAGGAAAACCGCUCACAGGCAAGGUUACCUUACCGGCAAGUCCAAGACCAGCUCCAACAAGCCCAAGCCGUUGAAGAAGAAUGUUCUGGCCAAGAGACAAGCUAAGACCGGCAAGAAGGUCGCCAAGAAGUAAAUUUAUACACAAAAAAAAAUCAAACAAAUAAAAGUUUAAAAUAAG